This is a messenger RNA of Zea mays, 1629 nucleotides long. Its product is annotated as C2H2-like zinc finger protein. The record is from RefSeq and is marked predicted. Gene Ontology annotation, biological process: regulation of DNA-templated transcription. Bases 266 to 1414 code for a protein of 382 amino acids. The transcript has a single exon. NCBI's taxonomy places the organism in Eukaryota, Viridiplantae, Streptophyta, Magnoliopsida, Poales, Poaceae.
CGCACCCGUCGCCCCAACAAAACCUCCGAGCAGAUCACGACCUCCGCUAGCUUCGUCAUCCCGCUUAACCACACCACACCAUCCUACCUUUCCUCACCUCUCACUCUUUCAGCACUCUGCUUGCCUAACGCUUGCUCCCCCCACCUCCCACUCCCAGAUCGCGCCGCGGAUCCUCCUCGCGAUCGCGUCCUGAACUCCUGAUGGCUACCAGGUCGGUUUCCUGAUCCCUCGAUCCUCAAUCAGUUUCACGGCUUCUCGCUUAUUGAUGGAUGUCGUGGAGCUCGAUGCGGCGAGGCAUGGAUGCAAGGUCUGCGGAAAAAGCUUCCUGUCCGGCCGGUCGCUCGGAGGACAUAUGAGAUCGCACAUCUCGCUCGGCGAGGCAGCGCUGGAGGUUCACGCCGCCGACGAGCUGACGCCUGUUUCGUCGAAUGGUGGCCGGGGCUGUGACGGACUGGUCGCGUACGGGCUGAGGGAGAAUCCCAGGAAGACUCGGCGCCUAUCCGACUUUGCUGACGAGAAGGAUGUCGGCCAUGGCGUUGAGUGCGGGAAGUCGUGGAAGUCUUUGUUCGGCCACAUACGCAAUCAUGCGUCCGGCGACAGGUAUCACGACGUCGACGACGACGAGGACGUGGAAGAGGAUGAAUUCUCUGUAGAGGAGGGGGAAGCAGAGGAAGCAGAAAUGGUGAAGCCGACGGAGGCGCCUGUGGCGGCUCUGACGGUGCUGUCGGCGUCCCCUAGGCGGAGGCGCCGAUCGAUGCGCGUGGCGGCUCCGCCGCCGCGGGUGCUGAGUGGGCUCGAGAAAGAGACUGAAGACGUCGCGCUCUGUCUACUGAUGCUCUCGCGCGACACCGGUAUGUGUAGCUCGCCGGCCAAGAACGAGACUUUGGAGAGCGCAAAGAAGAUCAAGAUCAAGAUCAAGGGCGGCGUCGCCAAGAACAGGAAGCGAGCUUCCCGGAAGAAUCAACACGAUCCCGUGCCCGUGGCGCCGAAGCGGACCCGGUACGAGUGUCCGGGAUGCCGCAAACUGUUCAGCUCGUAUCAGGCGCUCGGCGGCCAUCGCGCGAGCCACAAGCGCAUGAACGCCAGCUGCAGCUCCCCUAAGAAUAAGAUCACUCCCGCCGCGUCCUCCGCGCCGCCGGAGCCAAGCACCGAGACGUACACGUCGUUCAACACGAUGUCCCCCUCCGCGUCACCGGACUCGGUGGCCAUCGGCUUCGGCAAGCCCAAGGACGACGAGGCGGUGCCCGACGCGGAGUUGGAGCACAAGCGGUCGCAUCUGAUGUCCUGCGAGUCCAACGGCGUCGAUCUCUACUAUGUCGCCGGCGCCGGCGCAGACCAUCAGGAGCAGCAUUCAGCAGUCGCCGACGGGUUACUUGAUCUCAACUUCCCACCGGCUGCAGCGGAGGAGACCUGAACCAAGUUUGCCGCGAAGUGAUGAAUGUGGGGCUCUGUACAGAUUCAUCCAAUUCAAUUUAUUUUUUUCCCCCAAGCUUACCAAGGGAGUCUUGAAGCAGGAGUCGGGUUUUCUAUCAGGUUAUUACUUCAAUGGUUUUAGCAUUUCUGUUCUUCAGUACACUAGAUCAAUAAGACUGCCUAUGAUGAUGAUAUCCCGAGGUGCUUCAGUUUAGC